AUGAGUAUUGCACAGGAAGAGGAUACUUUGUAUACCGGCAGCAGCAGCAGCAGCACCAACAACAGCGAACGGCCGGAAGCGUGUCGUCCUGAAGCUUCAAAAGACACGAGCGAAUCCCGCGGCACUGAAAGAUCAUCCCAUCUGAAGAAAGCCACGAACGUGCAGUCGCGUGGCAAGGAUUCCAAGGCUGAAGAACACCAGUGCGGCUUUUGCAAAAAGAUGUUGCGCCGCAAGAGCGCCAUGAAGAGACACCAGCUCACGCACACCGGAGAGAAACGGUACUCGUGCUCGGAGUGCGGCAACAAGUUCGUUCGUAAGGAGAACAUGAAGCGCCACAAGCGAAUGCACACCGGCGAGCGGCCGUUCGAGUGCGACGUGUGCGGCCAGAGGUUCACUCGCAACGCCGUGCUGGCGAACCACAGGCGCCGCCACACCGGAGAGAGGCCCUACUCUUGCUCGCUGUGUCCGGCCACGUUCGGCACCAGGUUCGCGAUGACGACGCACACGGCGGGCCACAAGCGCAAGGCUCCCUACGAGUGUCUCAUGUGCGGCAUGAAGUUCGUCUCGGGCAAGAAGUUCGAAAGUCACGUGCGCAACCACUCGGCGAAGAGGCCGUACGUGUGUCACCUGUGCUCAACCGACUUCAUUCAAAAGUACCAACUACGCGUCCAUCUCGCCAAGCACUCUGGUGAGAAGCCCCAUCAGUGCAACGUGUGCCACAGGGCGUUCUCGAGGCGUGUGUCGCUCGUGAAUCACAUGAGCACCAAGCACAAUGCUGAGGAAGAUUGA
Rhipicephalus microplus (southern cattle tick) is the source of this 789-nucleotide messenger RNA. RefSeq lists its product as uncharacterized. Gene Ontology annotation, biological process: regulation of transcription by RNA polymerase II. Gene Ontology annotation, molecular function: DNA-binding transcription factor activity; RNA polymerase II cis-regulatory region sequence-specific DNA binding. The record is from RefSeq and is a predicted model, not a curated record. NCBI's taxonomy places the organism in Eukaryota, Metazoa, Arthropoda, Arachnida, Ixodida, Ixodidae.